AUGGAUUUUGCUGAGUUGGUUCCGAUGUCGGUCUCUUCUCCUCUUCCUGUCGCUAUUUCCGAUCCUAAUGGUAUUCAACAACUCAAGGCUGAUGACUCCUAUGUCCUAGCCGAUCUCCAUAACUGUGCUGAAACGCAGGACCAGAAUCCAGCCAAUGUUUUUUCUUACGCUGAUGUUGUGCUCGAAGGCUUGGAUUGCGAAAAACCAUCAACUUCGUGGUGUAAAACAGACGCACACUUGGAUAGGCUUUACGAGAAUGGCGUGUAUGAAUACCGUGCUUUCGAAGAAGAUGAAGAUAUUAAGAAGUUCUAUUACAUGACGGAGGAUUCGUAUGAGGAUGUCAUUUCACAGCUCGAGGAAGAAAUUCAAAGAGAAGAGAAUGAAGCACAAGAGAAGGCAACGGACGCAGAAAAAAUGAUAAAGGAGAUGGAAAAAAGUGCCAAAGAUUUCGUCCAUGUUCGUGAAUUGAUGAAGAAACGGGACAGACACAGUAAGGUUGCGAGUGAAAGGAGAGAGGAAAAAAAUCGUCUCAUAGAAUUGAAAAGGGAACUAGCAAUGGCUAACAAGAACACCACUCUCUUUUGCUGCUUUGUGUGCAGUAAAGUUUUCCUUGAUGAAGAAGAAAUGCGCAAGCAUAUUUCGCAGAAGCAUUUAGCUGUGAAGAAGGAAUACAAAUAUAAAUGUCCAUUGUGCUACCGCGUAUUCAGCAAACAGCACUAUCUUCGUAGACACAGUGAGACUCACAAAGAAGCUGCAGUUUCGUGUUCAAUUUGUAAGCAGUCGUUCAGAGAGACGGUAUCGCUGAAAAUCCAUAUGAGCAAAGUGCAUGAUCAGUCAAUGGAUGGCAAAAAGAUUGAUAAAACACAUGAAUGCAAAAAGUGUGGUCAAAAAUUCGGAAUAGUCGAGGAAGUGGAGCGGCAUAAAUAUUAUUGUGAAGCAAGAGAGAAAAUUGCUGAAAAGCGACGACAGGCACGCCAGGAAAUUGAUGCGAUGUCUUCGGUUUCUUCGAUGAGCGGUCGUUCUGGUUCUGUUAUCUCUUCCUCUUCGGGUGCUGCAAGCACUGUCAGCAUAGGAAGCCCUUACGGUCGUCCUGUCAAAGAUAAGUCGUGCCCUUUCUGUUUUUUGGUUUGUGCGUCAAUGCAGGCGAGAAGAAAGCACAUCGGGAGAAAACAUCCCGAAAAACUGGAUGAUCCCAGAGUGAACGACCACGGUUACGUGAAAGUUGUUUCCGCUGCUUUGCCAUACGCAUGCGAUAUUUGCUCAAAAUCUUUUGCAAGCCAUGCCUCUUUGAGCACCCAUAAGAAACGGAUCCACGAAAAUGUGAAGAGGCACGAGUGUUCCACGUGUGGAAGAAGUUACCCCUUGCCAAGUGAGCUACGAAAACACAUCAAGCGAGUGCACGAAAAUGAGUUAGAUUACCUGGCAUCCCAGAAAAUGCCGGCUUCUGAAGCACCAUGA
This is a messenger RNA of Ostertagia ostertagi, 1458 nucleotides long. The record is from the annotation of a GenBank genome assembly. NCBI's taxonomy places the organism in Eukaryota, Metazoa, Nematoda, Chromadorea, Rhabditida, Trichostrongylidae.